Molecule: messenger RNA, 909 nt
Organism: Lachancea mirantina
Lineage: Eukaryota; Fungi; Ascomycota; Saccharomycetes; Saccharomycetales; Saccharomycetaceae
Source: the annotation of a GenBank genome assembly
AUGACCAGUGCUAAAAGCGAUGAUCGGUUACCAACACCGUCGCGGGAUCAAAGGUCCGCGACAGAAUAUCGGCUUUCAAUUUCCAGCAACCCCGGUUCAAGAAGGUCUUCUCUAGGUACUACGAACAAUAAUGAAUCAAUUGAGGGGGAAAAAGUUAUUGAAACGUAUCUACUGCCGCAGAUUCAGGAAUUAGCAGAUGCGGUAAUCACUCUGGAUAGCAAUUGCACGCAGAUGAAUUUCAUUCACGAGAGUUUGAUUGACCUUAAUGAGUCGCUGGGGUCCCUGUUGUACGGUUUAAUGUGCAAUUCCUGGUGCGUCGACUUUCCGAACAUGCCCCAUGGCACAGCUAGUGAGCUUAAAAGAGCACAGGAGCUGGUAGCAUUAGAGACGACGAAACAACAGCUGCUACGUCAAUUAGCCGCACCUAGUCCUAAGCCUCCACCAGUUCCAGAGGACACGCGCGAAAACCGUGCCGGACAGCAUGAACAGCGCAUUCCAGGAAUGCGAACUUAUCAGAAAAAGGUCGCGCAGGCAAGGGGCUUUAGAGGUCUUGGACGUCCUCCACCACCCCCGGUCCCACAGGAAUUGGCUUCGCCAUCUGUAAACGAGCUUAACGACGAUGACAACACGGACGCGUCGUUCGUGUCAAAUCCUGCUAUUUCUGCGCCUCUGGCCAAACAGCUACGAAGAAAGUCAAUUCUCCACACUAUGCGUAACAGUGCCGCGAACUCAGUAGAUCUCCUGGGUCCUGGCCGCAGACGAUCCCUUGCUGUGAGCGCUACUCGUAUUGUAAACCCAAACCAAAACGUGCCUAAUCUUGGCGUAUCUGGAAGAAAUACUUCGCAAAACCGGAAAGUUCCAGGGACAAGACAGCUUGGCUCUUUAAGAAACAGGCCUCCUUUUAGGUGA